GUCUUUCUCUCUCUCUCUCUCCCUUUUGUACUAAUUUGUUUGACUCAUCACAGACGUGAGUUAAGGAUUCUGUUCGUAGAAACUUGUAAACCGUUUCUUUGAAAAACUUAAAGCUCCAUCAAUGGAUGCCCACAGCCGCCAGUUGAACCAGCAAGUGUUCGUCAAUUUCCGUGGCGAGGAGCUGCGGUGUGGUUUCGUCAGCCAUCUCGUGGAAGCUCUGCAGAGACAUGGGAUCAAUGUUUUCAUAGACAAACACGAGAGAAUCGGCGAAGAUCUCACCAAUCUCUUCGCAAGGAUCGAGGAGUCGACCAUAGCAUUAGUCAUAUUCUCCAGGAGGUACACGGAGUCCAGAUGGUGUUUAGACGAGCUCGUUAAAAUCAAGGAACGUACAGAUCAAAGACUGCUCAAGGUCAUUCCUAUUUUUUUCAAAGUGGAACCAAUCACGGUUAAACAGCUCAGGGGAGCAUUCGGUGAUCAGUUCAGGGAACGAGAGUGGGAAUAUCGGUGUGAUAAACCAAGAACCGAUAGGUGGAAAGAAGCUUUAGCAUCUGUGUCCUGUAAGAUUGGUCUGACCUUUGACAAGAAAAGUAACGAAAGUAAAUUCGUCAGGAUAAUUGUCAAGGAGGUCAAUAAAAUGCUACAAGGGAAUCUUGGGGAUUUUCCAUUAUCAGGAGGAUUUAGAGAUACUGCUUUUCUAGGAAGUCAGACAUCAACUCAAGAAUCGGUUGACCUAUACAGAGAGAGCAUUAGUCUAGUGCAAGCAAACUCUAACAUUGCAAACCAAGUUGCUGCGGUUUCCAAGUGUUUCACGGACAUCGAAAGUGAGAACCACAUUCUAACGACGCAGUUCGCUGAGUUAACCGAGAGGCUGCGUUCAUUAAACUCUGUCAUCGAAAUGGUGGAGGGAGUCGUAGAGAUUCCUGAUUUUCUGAUGAACCCUUGGCAAAUGUCUUGCUCUUUACAGCCAGUCAUGGCUUCUGCUGAAAUGUUUCAGUACUGAUACUUAUUAUUUGGUUAUCUGGGUCUUUCACUCUUGCAUAAUCAAUCACGUUUUGUUAAUGACUCACUUUUAUAAUUAAUCUCAUUAUAAACUCUU
Molecule: messenger RNA, 1096 nt
Organism: Raphanus sativus (radish)
Lineage: Eukaryota; Viridiplantae; Streptophyta; Magnoliopsida; Brassicales; Brassicaceae
Product: protein PHLOEM PROTEIN 2-LIKE A8
Exons: 3
Coding region: 122-1000 (292 amino acids)
Biological process (GO): signal transduction
Source: RefSeq, a predicted model, not a curated record